GCAGCGAGACUGCGGUGCGCGAGGUACUCAGAGCGCAACUCGUGUACAACACAGUUUUAUUUCGCGAGGGAAAAUUUUCCCUUCCAUCGCGUCCUCUGGUUAACACGCGCAACGUGCCAACCACGUUUCCACGACCGAGAUUCAGUGAUUUUAUAUCGUGUGAAUAAAACGUUUUAAUAUCGGGGGGAAUUCGUUGGGAGAUUGUUGUUGAGGUGAAAUAAAUUGGAAUGAAAUUUUUAAUCGUUGAAGGAUUGAAGAAGUGGAGAGAUGAUUAAACUGUGAAAUUUGUUUGUUCCGAGUCUGGAUGAGGAUUUUGUGAUUGUUUGUGGGGUCGGGGGUGAACAUUGACUGUGUUUUUUUAUCGGAACAAAGGCCGGACGGAGAAAUUGUGGUGUGUGAAGUAGAGUGACACGAUUAUUUGAGAAUAAAUAUAAUAAACUGAAGAGUUGAAAAAGUGGGCAUGUGCCAGACUGGAGAGAUAAACAAUCGGGUGAUCUGAGUGUUACAUUGCCAGCCCCUCCGGCUGAUUAAUAAUUUUAAAUAAACUGUUGGUUGAUAUCAUCACUUUCAAAACGGAUCACGGAUUUUUUCCCUGGAGUGAUGACGUAACGUGUCGUGACAAUUUGUUUGAGUUUGAAGGCAGUAAAGUGGCAUAUACAGGGGUAAUCGGAGAACAUCAGAGAACGGAGACAAACAGUCGGCUGGUGGGGGAGAUUCAACAAUAUUAUAAGACAGAAAACGAUUCAUCGGGAUGCUCGGUUGACAUGGCGGAGGGCUCAGCCGAGGAGGAACAGAGCAGUACCGCUGCGCCAGCAUCACCCCCAGCUGACUUACGCACCCAGACAACACACCUGUCAACAUCACCUUAUCAUCACAGACGUCUGCAGCCACGUCAAUUGCCCUAUAGACAGCAUCCUAACAUGUUGGCAACCGCAGCUCCACCACGUCAUAGCCACAGUGGCCUCCUCUCUCAUCACAUAAAAACUGAGACCGAUAUGGACGCCCCCUGCGAUGUUCCACUGAAUCUCAAGAGCGAGGAGAGUGACAGAAGUAGCGCCGGUAGUCCUGAGCCGGCAUCGGGGGUCUUUCAUGAACAUCAGAUGUUGAUGGAGAACAUGAAGAAUUCAAGAAGACGGAGGAGUGCAUCGCCAGAUAAUAUGACACAUGCGAAGCACAGUGCCGAGGCACAUCUGAAUGGUACCAUGGCUGGAAUGGUGACCCUUCACAAUCUCCAAAACCUAGCUAAUCUUCAGAACCUUCCGCAAGUCGCGUCACUAGCAGCGGGCCUGCAAGGCAUGUCAGCAGGUUUGACUGGAAAUCAGCUCAUCAACACCCCCCUGAAUCUCACAGUGAGUGCAGCAGGUACUGUAUCAACUCCCUCGAGUACAACAGCAGGCUCUCACCUUUUACCCCCGAGUUCAACACCAAUGGCAACACUGCCACAGCUACUUUCUCAACCUCAGCCCGUGGCGAUGCCCCAGUUCAUCCUGACAUCAGGUCAAUUGGUCCAAGGAAUUCAAGGUGCUCAAUUAUUAAUCCCAACGUCUCAAGGUAUUGCAACGCAAACGAUACUCACCAUUCCAGUUAGUCAUGUGACGAAUAAUCAAAUGGUUAAUUUGGCACUGAGUAAUGGACAAGUUGUAUCAACGACAUUAGCUAAUCUACAGUCAAUUGCACAACCUCAAACUAUGAUGAAUACAUCGACCAAUGUGCCAACGAGUCAGAAUUUGGCCACGGGUUUGGGUCUGAAUCCCGCGGCACUCACACACCUAUUGAAUAACAGUUCUGCAAGUCAGCAGCUACUGAAUGCUAUGCAACCACAACAGCUUCUUCAAGCCGCACAGGCAGCCCAGGCGCAAGCUGCCCAAGCGGUCCAAGCAGCUCAGGCAUCGCAACAGCCACUUCUCACCACCUCACCGCAACAGCAACAGCAUAGCCAUCGACAUACCUCCCACCUCAACCACUACCAGUCUUCGGAGAAACACCUGAGGGAACGACCAGAUGCUUCAUCACCUCUGAAUGGACCUGCUGUUUCGGCAGCGUCUGCUCUCAAUAGACUGGCCGCCAGUAAUGGAGAGAUUACGAUUACUACGACGCACGGGCCUGGGAGUACAGGCGUCAAGGCAUCACCGGGCAGUAUGCACAGUCCAAAGGACGAUGAUGAUGACCUGCUCAGUGAUUCUCCAAAUCAACCGACAAUCAACGAAGCUACGAAUAAUGUUGUAGAUGGUAUCAACCUCGAUGAGAUAAAGGAAUUUGCAAAGGCCUUCAAAAUUCGUCGAUUAUCCCUCGGUCUGACGCAAACCCAAGUAGGCCAGUCACUCAGCAUCACCGAAGGUCCAGCGUACAGUCAAAGUGCUAUAUGCAGUGCCCUGGCUACCCAGAUGUACGCCUCGCAGAUUGCCUCUCAGCAGCAAGCUAUGUUUGAAAAAUUGGAUAUCACACCCAAGAGCGCGCAGAAAAUUAAACCAGUACUUGCGAAGUGGAUGCAAGACGCUGAAGAGAGGGUGUUUGAUUACAGGUACAAAGCUGGGACCAAUAACCUGACGGACUUCAUAGGGGUUGAGCCGAGUAAAAAGCGGAAACGACGCACGUCCUUCACACCCCAGGCUCUGGAGCUUCUAAAUUCACAUUUUGAUAAAAAUACGCAUCCUACGGGUAAUGAAAUAACGAACUUAGCAUCACAGCUCGGUUACGAGAGAGAAGUCAUAAGGAUUUGGUUCUGCAAUAAACGACAGGCCCUGAAGAACACAGUUCGAUUGAUGUCGAAAACAGCGGGCUGAAUUCAUUCCCAAAGCCAAACUGACAAACAAACAUAAACGCCUCACCUAGACUGGAAUUAUUUUUAAUAGAAUCGUCAAGUUGUCGAUCAACAGAGCUGACGAACAAAUGAAUUAAUUAAUAUGGAGGAAGAUUCCUCACGGUAAGAAUAUGAACAACAUCCCGAGCAAUAAUUGAUCGUUUCUCUGCGAAUCGAGGCUGUGACACAAAAAAAAAUAACAGAUUUAAUAUGUCCAAACGAUUCCAUCACUUCUUUACAUUCUUAAAUUGCCUGAUGAAAAAAAAACCCCUAGAGAACCACAGAAAAAAAAUGUAAUAAUAAAAUUUUACGAGAAUUGUGAUUGUAACGUAUACGGCGUGUAUUAUGUGUAAAUAAUGAUUGUUUACUGUCUUAAAGACUUGUGAUUCAUAUGAUAGACAUAGUAAACAGAAGAAUAAUAAUGCGAGGGACAGCGGACGAUAAUCGUUGAUGUUUACUCGAAAUGUGUAUUGGCAUUUGUGAAUAGAAAUUAUUAAAAUUGAUAUCAAUUGA
Messenger RNA from Diachasmimorpha longicaudata, 3313 nucleotides. It is a transcript of the gene pdm3, whose product is annotated as pou domain motif 3. The record is from RefSeq and is a predicted model, not a curated record. Lineage: Eukaryota; Metazoa; Arthropoda; Insecta; Hymenoptera; Braconidae. Bases 765 to 2783 code for a protein of 672 amino acids. Gene Ontology annotation, molecular function: DNA-binding transcription factor activity, RNA polymerase II-specific; RNA polymerase II cis-regulatory region sequence-specific DNA binding. The transcript is spliced from 13 exons. Gene Ontology annotation, biological process: regulation of transcription by RNA polymerase II.